AUGUGUGUGUGUGUGUGUGGCGGAGGGGAGACACGCCGAGGAAAAGUGAAAGCGAAAGAGCGAGUGCGCCCGGCUGCCCGUGUCGGCGGCUUCUGCGUGCGCUCCCGGGCAGCGGGCACCGCGGGCACCGCGGGCACCCCGGGCACCGCGCCUCCAUGCCCGGCCCCGGCCCCGGCCCCGGCCCCGGCCCAGCUCGCUGAGCACCUGCCCGGGGCUGGCCCAGGAGCCCCGCGGCGGCCCAUGGCAUGCCGGCUGCCCCUGGGCUGCGGGGGGCGGACCCUUCGGCUGCCGCCGCCGCUGCCCCUGCUGCUGCUCCUGCUGGUCCUGCCGCCGCCGCUGCUGCCCCUGACCCUCACCCAACACCCUCAAGGGGCCCAAUCUGCUGCUGAUGCAGGAGUUACGUGCCCCACCCCUCAGCCAGUUAAGAAUGCCAACAUCCAGGUGAAAAAUCACCAAAUGAAAUCCAGGGAGCGCUACGUCUGCAGUACCGGCUUCAAGCGGAAAGCCGGGACCUCCAGCCUCAUCCAGUGUGUGUUCAACAAGUCGACGGGCACGGCUCACUGGACAAAUCCCAACAUCGAGUGCAUCCGCGAUCCCACCAUGGGCCACCUCAUGACAUCUUCACCCUUGGAAAUAACAUCCACGGCCAUGACGUCGGGGCCAGAGACCCCCACCUCGCCCAGAAAAGACUUCCCUGGAGAAUCAGAGACGUCCACACCACCCAACAAGCCAGAAAGCACGGCGGUUACCGAGGUGGUCCCAGUGCCGAAGUCAGCCUCCUGGCCACCAUCCACUUCCCCAACCUCUUCUGCACCGCCAGGGGCCACCUCGCAGCCAGGGCUCCCGCAGACUCCACCAGGAACACCAUCUACCACCAUCACCACCACCAUCACCACCACCAUCACCACCACCAUCACCACCACCAGAAACCGGGUCUCAACAGCCACAGCUCAGCCAACAUCACAGAUCAAGGCACAGACCUCCCCUGGCACCCACAGUGCAUCAGGGUUUCAGCAGUACGUGUCUGCCUCUGUCACAAGUCUGGUCAUGGUUGUAAUCCUGCUUGGUGGGGUAUUUUGGGCAUGUAAGCAGAGAUGCUCCUUCCCCAAAUUCCCGAGUGCCCCAGAGGGGAUUCCGAUGACUGAGGACCCCAACAACCAAGACGAAGAGGCCGAAGACCCCAGGCCCGACCCGUGACAUAAAGAGAAUCAAGGCUGUUCCCCAUCCCCUCCAAGCGCUGCUCUAACAGGACAAGGUGCAAUGGCCCCACGGGUUCGCAGAGGAAGAGAAGAGGCUCUCCAGGCCUACACACAGCUCCAACGUCAGGUGGCCAAGAUGCGGGGUCGAUUUCCCCCCAGCAAUGACUUAGUGGGCAGAGCAGCUGAGAAAAGCAUUGUAGGACGCUGCCAGGGAGUAGAGAGGGAGGGGAGCAGGAAACUUCACAUUCAGGGAACCAAGGCCCUUGCUGCCAUAUCAUGGUAUUCGGGGUGGGUGGACCCAGCCCAGCUGCCCCCCCACCCCACCCUCUUGCUAAUCUUUCUCCAGGUAUUUACUCAGAGGAUCAGCCUAGGGGCUGCUAAUGUGCUAGCAAAUCCCUUUCCUCCCUCCACCUACUGCCCAGAACCAGCUCUGAGGUGGUUCGUGGGUGGCACUGGUUGCUCUUGGGGCAUUUCAUUCCUUAAAGGCAUCGCUCCAGGGCGGGCCAGGCACCUGAGUGAGAGCCCGCUUGGGACCCCCAAGACUCAAGAACUCAGAAAGAAGCCCCACCCCCAACAACCCUUAUAUUUUAUAUAUUUUUAUACAUGCUUGUGUAAAUACAGAUUUAUACUUUUAAAGAAUGCUUUCUAUUGAGAAAAUAAAAAUUCUAUUUUCCAUA
This is a messenger RNA of Ornithorhynchus anatinus (platypus), 1876 nucleotides long. It is a transcript of the gene IL15RA, whose product is annotated as interleukin 15 receptor subunit alpha. NCBI's taxonomy places the organism in Eukaryota, Metazoa, Chordata, Mammalia, Monotremata, Ornithorhynchidae. Gene Ontology annotation, biological process: interleukin-15-mediated signaling pathway. The record is from RefSeq and is a predicted model, not a curated record. Gene Ontology annotation, molecular function: interleukin-15 receptor activity. Bases 1 to 1197 code for a protein of 398 amino acids. The transcript has 8 exons. Gene Ontology annotation, cellular component: plasma membrane.